AUAAAUAAAUAUAGGUGAAGAAGAUAGUCCAAAACCUAAUCAUGUAGUCAUGCAUGCCACGUCACAUCACACCAUGGCAGUGUCUAAAAUAAUAGCAACAUAAUUCCCGCGAUUUUUUUUAAAUUCAACAUUCUAAACAGAGGACGCUGAAACCAACAAAUCAGGUCCUAUCACCAUCCUGAACUAGGAACCAAAAACAGCAAAGCCGGCAGGAGAUUCUUUGUGUUCUCUCCAAUCUCCAUCCCUCCCAGCCCCACAGGCAUCUUGCCCGGCGUCCAAGCAAGCACAACAGCUCACCUAUCUCACCUAUCCAUCCAUCCAUCCACCCGUCCGUCCUUGUUUCCCCUAUGCAUUCUUUCUGUCUGCCUGAUCAGGACAAGCCAUGGCGUCGUCGUCACCAUCGCUCCUGGACCUCAUGAGCCUGUCGCCUUCCCACGACGGCUGCACGGACGACGACGACUCCUCCGAGGGGAGCUGCGGCGGCAGCACGGUGCAGGUGGUGCCGAGGGACGUCUCCGACGAGCUCCUCGGCAAGUUCGAGGACGCCGGCGAGUUCGGCUUCGAGUACGCCCGGAGCGGCCUCUGGUCGCCGCUGGUGCUGCGGCCCGAGGUCCUCGCGAUCGCGCACCGGGGCCGGGGGAGGCGCGGCCGCCGGAACUGGAGGAGGAAGGUUGGCACGGUGUUCUGCUGCUGGUGACAUCCAUCCAGGGCUCGUGAGUUCUUGUGCGGUUUAGUUGGAGUCUGCUCAUGUAACUAUUUUUGUGCUUUAAUUUGGCGAUGAAAAUAGUUUGUUUGCACUUCUGUUUGAAGAAAAAUACUUUGUACUGGGAAAUGUAAAGAUAGUAGUAGGAAUGUAGGAUGCUUGUGGGCAUGUAUGUAAUGUUGUGUGUGUCCACUAAUUAGUUUGCUCAGAAUUCUGAUAAGUUUGCAAAAUGCACCAAAAUUUGCGUAGUGUUGUAAUUAUUCCUUUUGAGGGACUCGUAUCAACAUACCCUGUUCUCACUGCUGUGAAAAUUGAGCUUUGUUACCGUUUCUCA
This is a messenger RNA of Setaria italica (foxtail millet), 1037 nucleotides long. RefSeq lists its product as uncharacterized. The transcript is spliced from 2 exons. The record is from RefSeq and is a predicted model, not a curated record. Bases 383 to 697 code for a protein of 104 amino acids. NCBI's taxonomy places the organism in Eukaryota, Viridiplantae, Streptophyta, Magnoliopsida, Poales, Poaceae.